AUGAUUCAGCCAAUAAUCGGAAGGUCGACGGUCGCGACGAGCUCACACAAAGGAUCAUCACUGUGGAUCUCUUCAUCAUCAUCAUCGGGAAAGUCUCGACAUGUUCAUGGAAAGAUGAUAAUUAUUUUGAUCAUUACGACACUUGUAAUUUUAUUAUCAACAACAAGGUCGAAUUUUGGAGUUCAAGGACAUAUUAUUACUUUUAGGAACGAAAAUAUCACAAUACCAACGCAACAAGCAAGAGAGGUCGACCGGUACGAAUUGGGAAUGUAUGCUCGAAAUGAUUUACCAUUGAAUUUUUUGAUAAGGCCUAUCGCUAACGGUGAUACAUUUGUGAAAGUGCAGUUGGCUGUGACACAAUCAAACAUUCCAAAAGAAAACACUAAAUUAUUUGCUUUAAUGGGUUCCAUGGAGGAAGUGGUAUCUGCUAAAUUGGAUAACCCUGAAAGAGCUUGUACAGUGAAAAGCGUUCCUUCCAGCAUUUUACUGUAUCGCUCAUUGACACCUGACGACGAAAUUAAUGAGAAUUUUGAGAUUGCAAAAACAGAUUUUUAUGUGUUCCUACUGCAUUAUUGCCCUCCAACAGAGACCUCAGUGCCCAAUCUACCAAAAACUGUCUCAUUCUUUUUAAAUGGAGAAGUGCAAUUCAUUAAUCCAUAUGGCCAUCUGCCUGGACAAUAUUUUUUCUUCAUGCCAUUCCAAGCUGUCAUGACCAUUGCAUAUAUUAUUUAUGCCGUUUGUUGGUUCUUUGUAUCUAUCAUUAACAGAAAAGAAUUUCUCAUACUUCAGUUCUACAUCACUGCCGUUUUGAUGUGUUGCUUGGCAGAAUCAGUCAUUGCCUAUUUUCAUCUAUUUUUAACAAACAAAGUUGGAUACAUUGAUCUUGGAUACAUGAUUAUGGUUCAAUUGGCAGCAGUACUCAUGACAGUACUCCGAAAAACAUUUACAAGAUUGAUAGUUCUGAUUAUUUGCUCAGGAUUUAUUGGAAAAUCAAGUGAAGAAGAAUCUUCAGAAGGCUCAGAAAAAUCAACAGGAAUUGGAUCAUGCUCUAUUUUAUGUUUUGUGGCUGCUUUUGUGAUUACUUGCAGCAUUUCAGAGCUUGGAGACAUGCUCUUCUAUAGAGAAAUUAUUUCCCACACUGCUUUUUUAGUCAUGUCCAUUCCUGUAUCAGUUCUAGAUUUGAUAUUCUACAUUUGGUCACUCUACUUGUUGUAUUCUACUAUGAAAAUGUACAAACCAUCGAGUCCAAGAGCUGUGACUGCAAGUGAGAGGGUUUCUCCCGAGUGGAAAAAAAGCACGAUGAUCAUGCUAUUCUUAGCUCUUCAAUUCUUAUAUGAGUAUGGACGAUACUACAUUGUUGCAUGGUAUUUGAAUUGGUUUUUCGAUACGGGAUCUUUUCAAAUGGCAUUUUUCUGCAUUUUAGUUUUAAUUGGAUUUUUGUAUCGCCCUGCAAAACAUAACUCACUCUAUCUUCAUGCAGAGCAGUUGCCAACUGAUGAGUUGGAUGCUGAUUUGAUGUUGAAAGAGGGUACUGGACUUGAGUAUCACAGUGAUGAUAGCGAUGAAAAAGAUGUAGAAAUGAUGAUGAUGCACAAUGACCCUCUGGAUGCAAGUGAAGAGGCAGCUCAUCAAGAAAAUGCACCUCGAAAAAGUGAAGAAAAACUUGUUUUUGUUCAAGAACAGAACAAUGAAGACAAUAAGGAGUAG
Molecule: messenger RNA, 1707 nt
Organism: Naegleria fowleri
Lineage: Eukaryota; Heterolobosea; Eutetramitea; Acrasida; Naegleriidae
Exons: 6
Coding region: 1-1707 (568 amino acids)
Biological process (GO): transport
Cellular component (GO): membrane; Golgi apparatus
Source: RefSeq, a predicted model, not a curated record